Messenger RNA from Aphidius gifuensis, 11074 nucleotides. RefSeq lists its product as uncharacterized. The transcript is spliced from 13 exons. The coding region runs from base 2565 to 10265 and encodes 2566 amino acids. NCBI's taxonomy places the organism in Eukaryota, Metazoa, Arthropoda, Insecta, Hymenoptera, Braconidae. The record is from RefSeq and is a predicted model, not a curated record. Gene Ontology annotation, biological process: regulation of transcription by RNA polymerase II.
AGUGUGUGUGAACAUUUUGGUCAACCGUUCGUUUUCGCGAGUCGCGAUUGUAGUAUAUUCAGCAGCACGAAUAGUUCGAUCGAUAAAAUUAUAUACAACUAUACGUAUGUCCGGGUAUGUGGUGUAUUCCCGCGGAUGUUUUAUUGUUUCAUCUUACAUGCAGUUCUUUUAAUAUCAUCAUAAAUUUGGUAUAAACAAAUUCUAACCCCUAAAACAUCAAUGAUUGUAUAGUAAAAUUCUUGAAUACAAAAGUAUUUUUUGAUGGAAUAUAGUAUAAUCAGCUAAAUUCAACAAACAAUAAUAUAAAUUCCUCAAAUUGCUAAAAGAAAAAUGUUCUGAGGUCGUUCUAGGUUAUUUUUGCAUGAGCACACUACACGGCAUCUUGUAGAGAUAAUGUCUCUCGUAAGAACGUUGUAACGUGUAUUACGACUGAAUACUUUAAUAUUUUCUUUAACAAUUCACGCUUUACAAUAUUUGUUAAUUGAAUAGAAAUACAACAAAUUAUAGCGAGUAAAUAUUGCUUCAACAAUUGUUUUGUAUUCUAAUGUAAAUUCACGACGUUGUUAUUGUCAUGAUGUAGAUUAAGGACUGUAGAAUUUCACAAGAAAGAAUAACCUAAGGAGUAACGUAAGUAAGCUAAGACUCUAUCAUCUUUAAGUCGGGAGCUCACGAAUCUCUCGUUGGCUUGCUUGUUCGGUCGCCUGCUAAGCUCGUUUCGACUGGUAAUUGCUGUAACAGGGCUAGUAUAGUGCGCGUUCUCGUGCAAAAUUAUCUAUUUUCACCAAAAAACUGCGUAUUUUUAAAAAAAUGUUCUUAUCGACAUUAAUCACGCAUUAAUGCGGUUAUAUUGACUACCAGUGUUUUAUAUUGAUCAGCUAUCCAAGCUGAAGACUUAAAGUUGAGCGACACAACGCCGAAUGAAGAUAAAAAAUUAACAAGUGAGACAUUAAAUUAACAGACGGACUUAUUCGUUGAUAAACUUAUUUUUUUUGUCAAUUAAAUAGUGUCACGAGUGUAUAAAUAGUGAAUAUCAUAUAUAUUAGACCUGAGUUUGAGAAAUUAAGCAUACAUUAGUCACGUAGAAUCAAAAUCGUUGAAUGCGAAUAGACAAAUUCAUACCAUUCAUUCACUGUGUUAAACCGCAGUCUGAUAUUGAGAAUAUAAUAAAUUUGCUCAUAGUUGGAAAGCAAUUCCGAUGUAAGAUCCAUCAUGUAAAUAUUUAUAAUGUGUUAAGUCAAGUGAAAAUUCUAUGAAAUCUUUCAUUUUUUCAAUAUUUGAGCGACGGCAUUCUCAAGCAAAAACGAAGUGUUCAUACUCCUUGCUAUCCAUGUACCGAAGUGUCGUCUUAACAUCAAAACAAGAGUGCCAAAGAACAAAUAAAUAAUAUCUACAACACAUUACAAAAAGUGCGUAUGAUUUCUCUUUUUUUUUUGUUAUUCUAUUCUUUCAACCUUUACUUGAAAAAUAUGCAUAUAAUCGAAAUGAAAUGCCCGGACAUAUAAAAAAAAAAUAUCUAUGUUUUUGCUCAACGCCUAAAGAAAUGAUAUGAAAUUAAAAAAAUAUUAAAUGCAAUAAAAAUAAACGUUUGAAAUCCUAUUGCACCUCAUGGGCCCCAUAUCGGCGCGUCCCUGUCCUGCACAAUUCUCCCUCCAGUGCAGUUCUUCUCUUAGCCCCGCUCAUUGUGAUUUGUGAAACGUAGUCUUUUUUUUCCAUGCCGUUCGCACACCAUAGCGGUUACUCCCUCCAUCCUUGUCGCCCAUUUCCCCUUGCUCAGACAACGUCGUUUCCAAGUUUUUCUGUUGCCCCUGAUCUCUUUUACUAAAGCCAACACUGCUCUUUGGCGCUCCUUUCUCUCCCCCUUCCCACCCCACAACGUUUGCUACCCCCCUGUCCGCCUGGCCAGCCAUCCAUCCGGUCGUCCUUACGUCCACGCUGUUUGGAUCUGUAGUUAUAUAUGUGAUGUGUGCUUUCAUCGUGACGUUAACCUGGCGGCCCUGAAAACGCCACGGGAUCAUUCAUAUACCGAAUUUAGCAUAUAAUCUACUAGAAGUAUAUUCGUGUACAAAUUUUAACGCUUAAAUAUUAAUUUGUGUUGAACACUCCCCAACCCGCUUGACUCCCACGCCAAGGAUUGAAAACGAUAAUUUAAAAAUAAAAAAAAAACAUUUGAUACACUGAAUAUCUUAUUUUAAUAGUUAAUGAUUUGAACAUUGUCGAUUCGUUUGCAGUUUUUUGUGUGUUGUGCGGACUUGAUUUGUAAGAUUUAUUUUAACUUUCAUAUAACCUCCCAUCUUGAAAUUGCACUUAAAUGUACUUAUUACGUACACAUCUUCAUGACUAUUUUUUUCUCUCGUUCUUCAAUCAAAAUUUCACAAACAUUAUUAAUACAAGAUAACACUCAUGAAAAAUGUAUUGAAUAAUUCAGCAAUGACAGUGUUUUAAGUGUUGUAAGGUCUAAUGUAGUUUAUCCAUGGUAGUGUAACAGUGUUUUUAUAUAAAAAUAGCCAUGGUGCGAGAAAAAAGUUUCUACAGUUAUCAUCUAAUUUCAUGAUGCACCAAAGGUGAUGGAGACAGUUGGUAAGCAAGUCCAGGUAGUGAGUGGGCUGGCAGUAGUUGGACCAGUAGGUGGCGAUCUGCAUCACCAUCAUCAUUCCAAUUCUCACGGCACUCACAGCCACUCACUGGCUGGUAGUACAUCUACUCAUUCUCGAGUACUGACCCAAUCCCUUCAAGGUCCACCACCAUCCUCACACAAUCAGCAUUUAUCUCCAAGAUCAACACCAGUCCAGCAUCACAGAUCAGCUCAGAAUUACAUCAACCUUAAAAGUAACAGUCCAGUAUCACCUCGGACAGUAGGCGGAAGUGGCUAUCCUCAAACGUCUUCUUCCGCAGCAUCUUCCAUUAGUGACGGAGUCGUUCCAACUGGAAAUGUAAGUGUCCCCGGAACACCGGGAAGUAUUAUUGCUAGCACGGCGAAUAGUAAUUUCGUGACCGUACCAGUGCCGUGCGGUCUUCGCUAUAUGCAUGGCUAUCCUCAACCGUCUGUUUCUGCAUCAUCUUCCGCAUCGGUUGAUCAAACCUCACCACCUUCAAGUGGCCUAACGGCAUACACGAGGGUUGAUUCUUACAGAAAUGCUACAUCAAAUGUUUCUGAGAGAGGAGCAAUAAGUGUCAACAGCUGUCCAGUUUCUCAAGUUGGUAUUGGAGGGGGCACAACUGACUACAGCCUUGGACGUAGUGAUCGUCCCCGUAUUUCUUUGCUACCAUCAGUCUCGGUGGCACUGGUCUCAUCACCGGCUAGUGCCAAUGAGUACCACAUAACAAGUGUACGUAACCAGCGUGGACUUAUGGAAAAUACUGUUGACCAGUACAGUAAUAGAGCUAUUGAUAUAUCAUUGCAGGAGGCACCGCCUUUUAAAAAAAUUCGGCUGGGUCACUCCCAGCCUCAGUCACCUUGUCAGACCAUCUUGCAAACUGAUAUAUCUAUUAAACAAGAACAUGUACAGCUUUCGCAACCACUUAGGAUUGAUACGAGGCCGGCAACCGGGGCCUAUACGCCCCAAACCGAAGCGAUUUCACCAACUCUGCCGGAAACAACGACCCAAGAAGACGCACAGUUCCGGAGCACGAAAGAUGAUUUGUUGCAGCAAAUUGCCAAAGUCGAUCGGGAGAUUGCUAAACGAGAAUCUCAGAUCAGUAAACUUCGAAAGAAACUCAAAGAAUUGGAGGAAACUGCAAGUAUGCCACUUGACACAAGUGGUAUUAAAAGACCUGUUGAAGAACUUUUGCAGCCAAAACAUCAGUCGUUAGCUCAAAAAAUUUAUGCUGAAAAUAGGAAAAAAUCGGAAGAAGCUCAUCGAUUACUAGAUAAGUUGGGAUCUAACGUAGAACUGCCAAUAUAUAAUCAACCUUCAGAUACAAAUAUUUAUCAAGAUAAUAAAACAAGACAUCAGACGUCUAUAAGGACACGGCUUGUAGCUAGAUUACGUAGAGAGCAUUCUGAACGUGCCUCACUCCAUCAUCAACAAUCGCAAACAUAUGCGAUUCUCGUUCAGGAAUGGCAUCGAAAAAUCGAUAGACUUGAAGCUGCUCAAAAAAGAAGGUCGAAAGAAGUUAAAAACCGUGAAUUUUUUGAAAAAGUUUUUCCAGAAUUAAGAAAACAACGAGAAGACAAAGAAAGAUUCAAUAGAGUUGGAGCUCGUAUUAAAAGUGAAGCUGAUCUUGAAGAGAUAAUGGAUGGUCUUCAAGAACAAGAGAUGGAGGACAAGAAGAUGCGCUCAUAUGCUGUUAUUCCUCCUCUUUUACUUGAUGUUAGACAACGGAAAAUUGCAUUUCAAAAUCGUAACGGUUUGCUUCAACCUGAAGAACUUGAAACACUUCAUAGUGAACGUAAACUUAUGAAUGUGUGGAAUACGAUUGAACAUGAGUCGUUCAAAGAAAAAUACCUUCAGCAUCCUAAAAAUUUUGGAAUCAUCGCGCAAUCGCUCGAACAUAAGUCAGUUCAAGAUUGUGUGCAUCACUACUACCUCACGAAAAAAGCUGAAAACUACAAACAGUUGUUGCGGAAAUCACGACAACGAACACGUAGCUCUCGAAAUAAUCCUAAUAACAAGGUUAACAAUGCUAACUCGAGUAUUGGACACAUUGAUAUAUUAACAACAGGCGUUACAACGAGACUUCAGCGAGAACAACAACAGAAAACACAAGAAAAUCCACAAAAUAAUUCAGGGUCUUCGUCAACGUCGUCGGCGGCAACUAUCAGUCCAGUUACGACAUCGAGUGCAACAACACCGAUUACUAACUCUUCAACAUUAAGUACAACAUUGAUCACCACUAUUUCACUCAGUUCGAAUUCGCAAUCACCUCCCACAACUUGUCAGACCAGCACAAAUACAACGAUCGAUUCAAUCGUGAUAACAAAAACAACUCCUACACCUUCGACUGUCCAGAGCAUGAACAGUAUUUUGACAGCGGUGACUGCAACGGUAAAUAUUUCUUCGGGAAUAAAAGAAGUCAGAGAAACAAACAAAGAUAAUAAGGAUAAUAAAGAAAACACAAAUGAUAUUACUGUAAAAAAUUAUAACAAUGAUUCCGAAGAAGAUACGACGAAAAAAGAUUUCAAUGAGUCUUUAAGUUCAGAUUUGUCGUCAUCUGUAAAUGUUGUUCGAGUGAAUGAAAAUACUCUACAUUCAUCUGAUAUAACAGAGAAAAAAAAACAAAGUAUUAAUACGACUACUGGAUGUGUCACUGGCAGUACUCGGUCGAAAGAAAAGAAAAAAGAAAAGCAUCCAACAGCCAUGGAAACUAGUGACGAGGAUGCGCAAGCUAUCAUUGACACGAUGGAAAGCGGAAGACAGCUAGGCCCACAUGGUUGUGCAAUUUGCCAAAACAUAGUAGAAGGUGGAAAUCAAAGCCGUGUACUUUCUAGUAGCCAAGCAUCACAGUACGGUUUACGCGAGGAACAGAUCCAGCCUGGAGCUCGUGUUUGUAACACAUGUAGAUGCAAAGCCGUUCGGGGUCGAUACACUGCCUGCCCAUUACCUGGAUGUCCAAAUGCCACCAAUGCUAACGUAAAAAGUCGUGUUAAACGUCUUCGUGCGUUGCCAUCAAAAUGGAUGGAACUGCCACCAGAAAUACGAGAUCCAGUGAUUCAAGAAUUUCAAAUAUCCAACAAUGUGACAAAAUGUUGCUCAGCAUGCUUUAAUCGCAUAUCGCGCCGCCUGGCGCCACAUGUAACUAGUGGUACCGAAACACCUGACGAAGGUUCUGAGUUUCUUGCUCGUCAGUGGAACGAAGAUGAGCUAAAACGAUUACGACGUGCUCUGCGAGAACAUGGCACGAAUUGGCCUAAAGUAUCUGAACAAAUACCUGACAAAUCAAAUCAUCAAUGCAAAAAUUAUUACCUUACGUAUAGGAAAAAACUAGGCUUGGACCAAGUUGUUGCUGAGUAUUAUCAGUCAUUGGGGGAGGAAAGAAGACCCUGCCUUACAGAUGAAGAAGAAAGUGGCAGUAGCACAAGCAGCUGUGAUGAUACAGCAGUGCAUGAUUCUAGUGACACUGCGAGUGCUGCGAGUCCUGUUAAUCCAAUCUCAAGUAGCGGCACUCCACCAACCUUGAUCACGGCAUCCUCUACAGAAGUCCUUAAUUCUAGUAAUUCCAAGAUCGUGACUACAUUUCCUUUGAAUAACAAUUCUGCAGAUGUUCGAAUAACUCUUGUGCCACCAGCCGUGCCAGCUAUCUCAACCCAACAAACAAAUUCAUCAACUAGUCAAUUAACCAAUGCUAGUGUUAGGGAAGACUACGACAGCUCUGCCACGGAGACGGCGGACGAGUGUCCGAGUGGUGCAGAUAUUGAAAAUUCUAAUGGAUUAGCAAAUUCAACAAUCACAGGUAGUACAACUAUUAAUCCACAAUCUUCUCAGCGUCAGAAACUAUCAAGGGAAUUUUCGCCACCAUCAAUAACAACAAUAACAACAACAACAACAACAACAACAACGGCAUCAAUCACGAGUAAUGCAAAUCCGAUGACUGUCAAAGAUCUCAUGUGUGGUGUAAUCGAAAUGCAAUUAAAACGUCCAGCUGGUGGUCCUUCGAUACCGGUUAGCUCUGGCACUCCGACAAUAUCUUCAAUUCUCAAGACAGAUCACAGGAAUGACAUAACUUUUGUACGCGAAUUUGCGCAAUCUUCUUCCAUGCCGCCGAAUAGAGAUUCGAAUUUGGCCACACUCUCUGUUGUUUCUGGACCACACCAUAGCCACAGAUCAGCUCCACAUCCUCAACAACUAACCCAAAUACAAGCAACAAUAACUCCUUGUCCACCAACAGGUGACGACGCGAGUAAUCAGCAAGCUCAAUUAACAUCAGAUUCUUUACCUAAAGAAGGUUUGGUCGUAAUGCAAGUGCAACAAGCAUUGCGAGAAACAGAAGGCACUUUAGAUCUUAGUGUCAAAAAACCAAAGCAACAACUUUCAACUCAUCAUUAUCAACAACAACAACAACAACAACAACAACAACAACAAGAAUAUAAUCACAGUCUCCAAUCAUCAGAAAACAAGACGUCGAUUAUUAGUGUUUUUCGAUCAGAACCACCAUCACCAUCUGCUGCAUAUUAUCAUACUCAUGGACACAGUGAUCAAGGUCGAAGUGUUAAAAGUCCUCUUGUUCACUAUAUUUCAUCACCUCGCCCUCCAGCUUCAAUUACACCUAAAAUGAACAAAAUUAAUGUUCCACCCUCGCAUCCUAAACUAUCUCCUAAGUUGAGUAGUAUUGUACCGAAUCACAAAAGUGGAUCCAUAACUCAUGGAACACCAGUAUCUGGGGUGAGAUAUGAAGGUCUUUUGAGUCAAAUGACACCACCUGGAAAUGCAAGUGGAACUGGAGGUUCAACGCUACCGCUUAAAGAAAGUGGUUCCAUCAUUCAAGGUACACCAAUUCAUUCUUAUCCAGUUGAUAAAAGAUCUUAUGAGUAUCAUCGUUCAAUGAGAAACUCACAGGCAUCAAAUGCACCGCUUGCUGGUCAGAGUCAGGGUGUUGUUGUUACUCAUAGUAACUAUAAUUCCUAUGCUCCAAGACCCUCACCGAGUUACACAAUAGAACAACAGCUCUCGUCACGUCAAAUUAUUAUGAAUGAUUACAUAACUAGUCAACAGAUGCAUCAUCGUGGACGUUCUACAACAAAUCAUGAAAGCUCUAGUAAAAAUGAAACACCAUCACCUUCAACGAUAUACUAUACCACCACCCCACCACCACCACAACAACAACAACAACAACAACAACAACAACAACAACAACAACAACAACAACAACAACAACAACAACAACAACAACAACAACAACAACAACAACAACAACAACAACAACAACAACAACAACAGCAACAACAACUACAACAACCAAUAAUUGUUCAAACCCCAACAUCUCAGAGUCAAUCUCAUACAGCACCACGACAGGGUGUCAUUCAGAGGCAUAAUCCUCAAAAGCAAAUUAAUUACUCUCCGACACCACCUAAUCUCGAUAAUUGUGCGUUUACGAAUUUAGUCGAUGUUGCUGCACAACUGCCAAGCUUACCAGUACCCCAACCGCGUAGUCACUCUCCUUCCGGUGGUAGCCAUGAAGGUCUCGGCAAAACAAUGGCAGAUCGUCUUCUAGCAGACCGAUAUGUUGAUAACAAUCGUGCUUUGCGUGAACAAGAAAUUCGUUUACAACAGGAACAACAGCACCGUCUAGCAAUACAACAUGCAAUGGCUCAACAGCAACAUCACCAACAGCAGCAAGAACGUGAUCGAGAGCGAGAAAAAGAUUCGGCACAUUUGCGUGACAAGGAUGAACACAGAAUAACACGUGAAAAGGAUUUGCAACAUAUAGAUCAGCAGCGCUUUUUGAAGGAUAAAGAGCGUGAACUAAUAAAUCGCGAUCAACAUAUAUUGUCAGUUCAAAUCAGAGAAAAAGAGGAAAAUAGACUGCCAAUUGCACGCGAAAAUGAUAUACAGCUCAAAAUUGCAUCGUUAACUGCAGCACAGCGUGAAAAAGAGCAUCAGGAUCAUCGAUUGACGCUACAGAAAGAAAAAGAACUUCAACAUCAGCGUGAACAAAUUGGAGUCGAGCAUCAGCGUGAAAAACAAGAACAUCUUAUGGCUGCACAGCGGGAACGUGAUUUGGGUAGUCAUCAUCAUCAUAAUCAUCAUCUUCUUCAACAACAACAACAACAACAACAACAACAACAACAACAACAACAACAACAACAACAACAACAACAACAACAACAACAACAACAACAACAACAACAACAACAACAACAACAACAACAACAACAACAACAACAACAACAACAACAACAACAACAACAACAACAACAACAACAACAACAACAACAACAACAACAACAACAACAACAACAACAACAACAACAACAACAACAACAACAGCAACAACAACAACAACUACAACAACGACAACAACAACAUAAUUUAGGACAGCAGCAAAAUAUGGAAGCUGAUAGACAUCAAUCGAGCAUGGUGCAUAUCUACCGAGAUCAGCAGCAUCAUCAUGACAGUGAGACGCAAUCGAGACUCAUUGGUACGGGCUUAAACCAGUCAUCAAGAACAUCUCAACCACAUCAACAACAAACCUCUUCGCAACAAGUCACUCAACAGCCAUCAUCACGGCCAAGUCAGGUAUCUUCUAAUCAACAACCGACUGGCCAAGACGCCUCAUCUACGCUGACAGCUGCCAGCCUCAUCGAUGCAAUCAUCACUCAUCAGAUUAAUCAGAGUUUCAAGAGUGGUACGAGUACGCCGCUAGCAAAUAGUCACACAAGACCAGGUGAUCGUCUCUUCCAAGGCUUUCAACGUGAGAAUCUGAAUGAGCUGAAUGGCGUGGUACACAGUUCGGCUAGCGAAGGAAACAGUGCAGUUCUAGGAGUGGGAGAAAUUGUCCGAGAGGGAGAAAAAGCAACAGGCAUUAGUGAACGUAAUGAUCAUAUUGGAACCAAAGACUAUGGACCAUCGCAUCAUAGUUCUUACAGAUCAUCAUACCCAGGUUAUGCAAUGGCGGAAGAUCAAUGGAAACGAUCUGAGGGCAUUGAGGUAGAUUCUACCAAGUCAAACGAUGAGCGUCAGAUCAUCCGUGUUUCGCAAGUGCCGCAUCAUCAUCAUCAUCAUCAACAACAACAACAACAACAACAACAACAACAACAACAACAACAACAACAACAACAACAACAAUCUCAAUCCUCAUUGCAAACACACCAAACAUCGACGAAGCAACUUCACGCAAUCGAACCGGUGUUGCCACCUGAUACUAACCCUAGCCAUUAUACACGGCGAUUUUACGAAAACACGACGGCUACAACUACAACAACUUCAAGUAGCACGCCCUCAAAGUCUAACCUCUCGCCUUUUGAUUAUGUCAAGAACAAAAUUGUUGAGGUCAUGCGAACAUCGGAAGAUGAUAAAUCAGUGGCUUCCGAUGACAAAGGCAAUGUCAGUAAUGGAAAUGUUCAGGCCGACAAAGACAAGUCUGCUGAAAGUCCCACUGGGGACAUGGUCAUCGACGAAAAUCCGAGUCAGUCUCAGCCACCACCAUCAUCUUCGACCACAUCAAACUUUUAUCCUUUCAAUGCUCUCGGAGUUUCUACGGGACUACCUUCAGCUACAACACAACAACCAACAGGAAGCUCUAGUUCCUCAAUUUCUAUCAAAUCCGAAAAAACUGAGCCGGCACCAUUACUAUCAGCGCAGUAUGAACCGCUCUCUGAUGAAGAUUGAUUUAAACUUCAUCAUAUCCUGAUCUCGGCUUCAUGAAGUCCUUUGUUACAAUGUGUUAUUAUAAUUAUGAUUUGCUUGCAAAAACUUACAUAUGAUAAGAAAAAAAUGGUUUUUAUGUUACAACGUCAGCUUUCCUUAGAUGUGUUAUCUUUAUAGAGAUGAUAUGAAAGCUUAUUUUAUUUUAGAUUAAAAAAAAUACAAAGAAUAACAAGUUUAUUAUUAUUAUUAUAUAUGUAUAAUAAUCGAAACCAUUCCUUCCUUAUCGGUGAAUAAUUUUUUUUUUUAAAUCGAAUUAUAAUAAAUAAAUCUACUGAGGCUGUUAGAAAAAGUUCACAACCUUAUAAUGCUUAGAAAAGAAAAAGAAAUAUAAAAAUAAACAUCGCACGUAUGAGGAUUAAUUACGUAUUGAACUUCUAAACGUUUUGCGCUACGAUGAAUAUCUUUGUGGAACAUUUGCAAAAAGAUAUCAAUAGUGGUGAUAUGAAAAUUGAAUAGCUAUUUACUAGGAACGAAAAACGACUGCUGAACAACAAGAAAACAUGUAAAAAAAAAUAAAACAAAAAAAGAAAAAAAACAACGUUGUUAUAUGUUGAUAUAAAACAUCAAAUAAUAAUAAUAUUCAAAAUAAUGUUAAUAGCAAAAAAAUAAAUACAAAAUAUACCAUUAGGAAAAUCAGUAGAAGUAAGAAUACGACAAAAAAUAAUCGGUACUAUUGUGUAUAUGUUGAUAAUUUUUUUUCUCUCUUUAGUUUAAACUUUACUUGUGAAAAAAGGUUAACCACUUUCAAUAUUGAAUCGCUGUAUAUAGUA